GCGCUCUUCCCCCCACCCCCCCCUCCCGCCCACACGGCGCGGAGUUGGCGGCGGCGGCUUCGCGCUUUGUCCCCCCCCGCCGCCGCCUCCGCUCGCCGCCCCGAGCCGCUGCCGGCAUCGCCGCCCCCGCCCGCGGGGCCCGGGCCGAGCCGGGGGAGGAGGGGGAGCACCGCCGCCGCCGUCGCGGCCGGGCCCGUUCCCCAGCGCCUCCCCCGAACACCAUAGGAGGCUCCGGCACCAAGAUGUCCAACCGAGUACUCUGCCGGGAGGCCAGCCACGCCGGCAGCUGGUACACAGCCUCAGGACCCCAGCUGAAUGCACAACUAGAAGGCUGGCUUUCUCAAGUACAAUCCACAAAAAGACCUGCUAGAGCCAUUAUUGCACCCCAUGCAGGAUAUACUUAUUGUGGAUCUUGUGCAGCCCAUGCUUACAAACAAGUGGAUCCUAAUAUUACCCGAAAAGUUUUCAUUCUUGGGCCUUCCCAUCAUGUGCCCCUUUCCCGAUGUGCACUUUCCAGUGUGGACAUUUAUAGAACACCUCUGUAUGAUCUCCGAAUUGACCAAAAGAUUUAUGGAGAAUUGUGGAAAACUGGAAUGUUUGAGCGUAUGUCUCUACAGACAGAUGAAGAUGAACACAGUAUUGAAAUGCAUUUGCCUUAUACUGCUAAAGCCAUGGAAAGCCAUAAGGAUGAGUUUACUAUUAUUCCUGUCUUGGUCGGAGCACUGAGUGAGUCAAAAGAGCAGGAAUUUGGAAAACUCUUCAGUAAAUACCUAGCUGAUCCUAGUAACCUCUUUGUGGUUUCUUCUGACUUUUGCCAUUGGGGUCAGAGGUUCCGUUACAGUUACUAUGAUGAAUCCCAAGGAGAAAUUUAUAGAUCCAUUGAGCACCUAGAUAAAAUGGGUAUGAACAUUAUAGAGCAGCUAGAUCCUGUAUCUUUUAGCAAUUACUUGAAGAAAUACCAUAAUACAAUAUGUGGAAGACAUCCUAUUGGAGUAUUAUUAAAUGCUAUCAGUGAGCUCCAGAAGAAUGGAAUGAAUAUGAGCUUUUCAUUUUUGAAUUAUGCUCAGUCAAGCCAGUGUCGAAACUGGCAAGACAGCUCAGUGAGUUACGCAGCUGGAGCACUUAUGGUCCACUGAACCACUAAAUGCUCAGGGAUGGCACCUGCACACACUCUGUAUACGGGAUCCCAGCCUAGCCCUUACAAGAAUACAGUCCCUGGUCUUUGGGUAUACCGAAACCUCAAACUAAUAGAACUUUCUUCUUUUCUAGUAGGUGUAGUCCUUCCUUAGUUUCAACACAUUAAAAAAAUGCUUUCUUGUUUAGGACAAUGGAAGGAAUGCUGGUAUUGAAACAUGUUGUGGAUUUUUUUUUUUUUGAAAAGAGAAUGGCUAUGAAGGCACGGUGGCAGACAGUCCUUACAAAUACAACAUGUAAAGCAUUUACCAUAUCCUAAAUUUGCACUCUUUGCAGACCUGUGCACAUAUACUCAGCUUUCAGAAUAGUUUUGCAAGUUGUAAACGGAAAAAGGGAUGGAAGCUUUUUAAUAAAAGAAAAAAAAGGAAAACAAUGCAUUUAUAAAUGAUCCUGUAUUAGAAUAUAAUGAAACUCCAGUAUAGUCAGUUACUACCCGUGAUGUACAACAGAUAUCUUCUAUUUUAGUUGCUAAUAAAGGGCUACACAAACCAAAAUAGUCUGAUUUAAAAUUAUUGCUUUGUGUUCUGUAUGUGGCUGCUUGUCAUUAACAUCCUUUAUCUUCAGUUCUUAUGCUUGAUAAUUCAGCCAGUCUGUAAAAUACUUUAGAAUGUAUUUUAUAUUCAGCAUUUGUUAAGACUAUUUCAUUUACAGAUUUUUUUAUCUUCAACCUGCUCUAUGAGUUCAGCUGUGCAAAAGAAUUUUAAAAACUUUUUGUAUAUUCUAAUUAAUUUUGGUUUACAAUUAUCUAUAAAGUAGUAUCUUUUAGUAUGUGAUACAAAUUUGUAUCAGAAAAACACUUUUAAUGAUUUUUAUGCUCAGUUUAUUAAAGUAAAAUGGAUGCAGUAUUUUUAUUUGAAAUGGCUUAAAAUUGAAAACAAAUAAUAGCUUGAAAAUUAUAAUUCUUUAGAGUAUGUAUCAAAUAUUUAUAGGCCACAAAAGCCAUACAGUGCUCAGAUCAAGCAAUUAUUCCUCAAAGACUUAACUGGGAGGGGAAGGUAAGGCUGCUUUUUUUUUUUUUCUCUUGAUUUUAUUCUUUGUUUUUUGACUUUGGGUAGAACUGUUUCAUGUUCCUUAAACUUCAUCACAUCUUAGGAUUUCUUGAACUUUCUUCCAGCCAAAAUAAUGUUGCAAUUCUUUGAGUUAUUGUUCCCGAAGACUUCCUUUUGUUCUAAUAAGAAAUGCAAAGUAGGGUGGCAAUACUGGCUCAUUAUCUAAAUGGAGAUUUCAUUCCCUGAUAUUUCACCUGCUGUCAAACAACCUUCUGGUAUAUUCAGCUUUUCUGGGUGGCAGAGGGGAAUUUUAGGAUUCAAGUUAGACUAUCUUUGGAGGUUGUGAGAAUUGCUGCAUACAAAGUCUUUACCUGAAAGCCUACCAGACAUCUUGAUUUUACUGUUAAAGUACCCUUUGCUAACAGGCACUGCUUGCACCACUUCUAUUUUCCUCACCACAGUUGGCCACCAUUUUCAAAACAACAGGUGAAUGCUCCAUUUACAAAAUGAACUACUUUGCAGAUAUUCAGAACCCAUCCCAAAUGCCAAACUCCUUUGCAUGUCCAUUUUUUAGUUGCCUUACUGCUCUGUCUUGUUCUUAAAGUCUCAGCAGCAAACAGUGGAAAUUACUUUCAGACCACUUUUGACAGACCAGCAGGAAGGCUGUGCAGGUAAAACUGAACUGGUAGCCAGUCUUUAUAAAUACUUGUCUGAGUGUGCCUUAUUAAAAAAGUAGUUUCAUCUUUUCAGUCUUUGGUGCAUAUGAGUUCAGUUAGGACUCGGGUUUCUUUCAGUCUUAUGCCAAAUGCUCAAUGUCAUUAUUGAAACACAUAGUUAAUUGCAACCUUUCUCCCGAAGGUAAACAUAGUAAUUAGCUUCUGGAUAUAAAUGCCUACGUUGCAUCUUAGUUCUGUAAGAUAGUUUUAAUAAAAACAAAACAUAACUGGAAGAGCUUCAAGGAAAUUAAUCAGCCAUUUUGCUCAGCACAAUGUUAUGAAAUAUCUUACAGUGAAAGCGCUUCACAUGUAAACUGUGUAAUGGAUUUCAAAAUAAAGUUUCUAAUUAAAAUGGGA
Messenger RNA from Cuculus canorus (common cuckoo), 3256 nucleotides. It is a transcript of the gene MEMO1, whose product is annotated as mediator of cell motility 1. Bases 243 to 1136 code for a protein of 297 amino acids. The transcript has 9 exons. Lineage: Eukaryota; Metazoa; Chordata; Aves; Cuculiformes; Cuculidae. The record is from RefSeq and is a predicted model, not a curated record.